UCCGUCUUCCUCCCCGACUACCUCUUCCUCUCCAACUGCGAGUCGGGCAAGCUCAGCCACAACAGGUGUGACAGCUGGUCCAAUUCGGACAGAUCUCUGGAGCAGACCUCCUCGGAUGAUGUUUUUGUUGACUCUGUGCAGUCCCAGCCCUCCUUGUACCUCGUGCAGCUGUCCGGCGCUGGCACUGGGCACCAGGAUGGGGCCCCGCUGGCAAACCCCAGCGCCGUGUCCAGGAACACAGACCUUAGUGGGCCACCCAGUGACUUUUCCUCCUCUUCUCCACUGCUGGGCACGCCGCUGACGCCAACCUUUCAGAUUGACAAGAGCCAGAAGGCGCUGCCCUACGGCGUAACCCAGCUGGACGUCCUGUCCAACACCCCCCCCCCACGGCCACCCAAGCCAACCCACUUCUCAGACAGGAGAGGGGACGAGGCGGGCGGUGGGACCCUCCAGAACGGGCACGCGGGGGUCUGCCGGGCUCAGGUCGCUCUGGUGCCCAGAAGGAUCUCCUUGUCCAGCUUAGACAACGUGAGGAACUGGAAAGCAGACAUGGAAGGCAGUUCCUUAAGAAGUCGGGAUAAGAGGCUUAGCUUGAAUUUGCCCUGCCGGUUCUCCCCGCUCUACUCGACGGCUGGGGAGGGGGCAGAGGACAGCUACGUGCCCAUGCGCCCCAGCAACUCCCCCUCUGCGCCCGCCUCCGACUGCUCCCCCGACGGCUACAUCCCCAUGAGCCCGGGCUCAGCCACCUUCUCCUUCCCCGUGCUCAGCACCGAAAAACUCACCAGCCCUCUGCCAGAGCUCCCCUCCGACCUGGAGCCCCCGCCGGUCAACCGGGACCUCAAGCCUCGCAGGAAAUCACGGCCACCUCCUCUGGACUUGAGGAACCUCUCCACGAUCCGAGAGCAUGCUGCUGUGACCAGGAUGUGGACUGUGCCUUACAAUCGAAUGAGCUUUAUCUCACCAGAAAGAGACGGUAUUAAUUCAGCAAGAAUAUUUGCCAAUUCAGUUUCCGGAGAAGAGGAAGAAAGUUACAUUCAUAUGGAACACAGACAGGCAACAUCUCCAUACAGUGGUGCUUUUCCAUGGACAAGGAAAUCUAACCUUGAUUACUUAGCAUUGGAUUUUAAUUCUGCUUCCCCAUCCCCUGUACAGAAGAAACCUUUUCUCUCUGAGGAGCAGAGAGUGGACUACGUCCAGGUAGAUGAACAGAAGACUCAAGCUNAGCAGAACACAAAACAGGAGCAACUAAAAAAAACACAGAGCAGAAUUCUAAAAGCAGAGCAGUCCUCCCCUGAG
Merops nubicus (carmine bee-eater) is the source of this 1296-nucleotide messenger RNA. RefSeq names its product GRB2-associated binding protein 3 (gene GAB3). The annotation marks the transcript as partial. The record is from RefSeq and is a predicted model, not a curated record. NCBI's taxonomy places the organism in Eukaryota, Metazoa, Chordata, Aves, Coraciiformes, Meropidae. The transcript is spliced from 9 exons.